Juglans regia (Persian walnut) is the source of this 667-nucleotide messenger RNA. RefSeq lists its product as uncharacterized. Bases 44 to 652 code for a protein of 202 amino acids. The record is from RefSeq and is a predicted model, not a curated record. The transcript has 4 exons. Lineage: Eukaryota; Viridiplantae; Streptophyta; Magnoliopsida; Fagales; Juglandaceae. Gene Ontology annotation, molecular function: phosphoprotein phosphatase activity.
GCAACUUCUGAACAUCCAUAUAUCUUUUCGUUUACUGACGAAGAUGGCCGAAAAGAUUACCAACUUGAAAAACAAAUGCGUUGCUUAUGAUUAUAGUGAAGAUGAAAACGUCGACGCAGAAGAAGACUUCGGCCUCUCAUUGGAGAAGUUGAACCUUGGUCCAAGAAAGAAAGUCAUUGUUCUGGGUCUAGGAGGGUUGUUAUGCCAUAGAGUCUGCCGUCGUGAGAAGUCCAACAUUCCAAGAUUCCGCAUUCCUGACGCUUCCUAUGGAAGCUUUUUGGUUUACAGGAGGCCUUAUUGUGAAGAAUUCAUGAGAUUCUGUCUUGAAAGAUUUGAAGUUGGGAUAUGGUCUUCUGCAAGGGAAUGGUAUCUGAACAGCGCUUUGGAUUGUAUAAUGAAAGGGUUGAAAAGCAAGCUUUUAUUUGCUUGGGACCAAGAAAGAUGCACUGAUUCUGGGUUCAAGACCUUGGAGAAUAGGAACAAGCCCAUCUUUUUAAAAGAUUUCAGGAAACUCGAGAGUUUUGGAGUUAAAUACUCUGUAUCGAACAUAUUGCUGAUAGAUGAUAAGCCAUACAAGGCUCUGCUAAACCCUGUAUGUGACGGACAACAUUCUUCAGGAUGUACUAGGCUUCACAAUAGCUCGAGUUUCUAAUUUUGUUUUUAAUUU